AUUGCAUUUACGGUCAAUCUCUCCACAGGUGGCAUGCACAGCUCAAUGAAAACUACCAUGCACCGCUGAGACAGCAGAAACUGCAGUAACUGUCGGACUUACGACAGUGUCAGCCUGAGAUUGCCACGUCUGUUGCGUCGAAUGUUAAGAGCGACAUUCUUGACCUUUCUGACGACUUGGAUUCUUCCUGUUCCUGCUUCAUACACAAGCUGAAGGGGGUUUCCCUGACACAGUUACAAUAGCAACAUGGCAGGCUUCAGUACACCUACUCAAAAUGCGCGAACGCCGUCGCAACAGCAACCGAAGCAGAUGUCUUCGCGACUGCUGAACAUGAAGUUCAUGCAAAGAGCUGCUGCCGCAACGCCGAGCGCAACAACCUCUCCAGCAUCUUCUACGGCGCAGACACCAGCAACCGAACCACUUGCAAAACGCCGGAGAGUUGACAGUACUACUUCUUCCCCGGCGGCCUCGACUCCUGGAACACCGUCAAAUGGUCUUGUUCACUUAGGAAGGUCAAACCCAAUUGUAUCGCAAAGUACAGGCUUGGGCAUUGCUUCAAGAGGAGGAACAAGCACGUUUACCCGGUAUGAAGGUGCAGACACGGAAUGGGUGCUGGACCUGAAAAUGAGAUUUCCUGGAGAUAAGAGAGUGAAGCCACCACCGGAUAAGGACGCGAAUGCCGAUGACCAUGGAUCCAAUCUACAAGCAUCACGCUUUGGUGUGCUAAAUGGGCGGAGCGAAGAGGAAGAGGAGGGUGACGCAGCGGAAGAGGAAGAAGAUAUUUGGAACAACCAACGACCUAGUGGUCGACAGACUUUUGGCUCGUUUGACAAGAAGCGGAAAUCACGGUCUACUAACCGGCAGGAUCAAGGCCAGUACGAAAACGACCAAGAUCUGAGCUCAGCUUCGGACUCGGAUUCCGACGGGGAGUCAGAGGCAGGCAUCCCCGAUCCGUCCAACAUAUCAACACCGAGACAAGGCAGAGGUGCCGCAAAGGCCACAGCCGAAAUCGACUCGGAUGAGGAAAUGAACCGGGUUCGGAUGGCAAUUGAGCAGAAACAUCGGAGUAUGGCGGGCAGCGGACAUCUGGCGAGGAAUGUUUCCAGCUCUGGCAAAUUCAGCUCUCUCCGUCCCGAAGCAGGCGAUUGGAAAUGCAAUGCAGCAGGAUGCAAGUUCUACAACUUCGCGAGCAACGUCUUCUGCAUGCGCUGCGGGGCCCCUCGCACGUCACAUUCGGCCCACGCAUCUCCUGCUGGGUCGGUUUCCGCCCGCGAUGGCGAGCAGGCAGGGAACAAGCGGAAGAGGGAACAGGGGAGCCAACAGACGGGGAGCAAGAAGAAAAAGAACAAGAAGGCGAGGAAGACGAUGUGAUCAGCGCCUCACCUUCAGACACACGGUGCAUUCUCUCACGUGUACGGACAGUGAGUGUGUGCGCCCCCAUAUCAGCGUCAUCGUCAUCAGCAUCAUGAGUUAUGAGCGUUUUGCAUAUAUGUAUCAAUCCGGCCGGGCGUGGGCGAGCACUCUGGACCUUGGAUAUGAGCUGGGAUUGGAGCAGAAUAUGGACUGGGAGCUGGAUAUUCCCCCUACUUUGGACCAUCGAGUCCAGGUCUGUUUCCUUGAGAUGCCCGUUAUGGGAGACCGAGAUAAUUAGUAGUCUUUCGCCUUUCAAAAAUAGAGCAACGAGGCCUUGCGACGCCGACCAAUGCUUCGUGCCUUGGUUCUACCCC
Cladophialophora immunda is the source of this 1727-nucleotide messenger RNA. RefSeq lists its product as uncharacterized. Lineage: Eukaryota; Fungi; Ascomycota; Eurotiomycetes; Chaetothyriales; Herpotrichiellaceae. The transcript has 2 exons. Bases 247 to 1371 code for a protein of 374 amino acids. The record is from RefSeq and is a predicted model, not a curated record.